Grosmannia clavigera kw1407 is the source of this 741-nucleotide messenger RNA. RefSeq lists its product as uncharacterized. The transcript has a single exon. The record is from RefSeq and is a predicted model, not a curated record. The coding region runs from base 1 to 741 and encodes 246 amino acids. NCBI's taxonomy places the organism in Eukaryota, Fungi, Ascomycota, Sordariomycetes, Ophiostomatales, Ophiostomataceae.
AUGGGAGCGCGUACCGGCGUCAGCCUCAAGCUGCUGCAGUUCUUCUGGCGCGGCAUCACGUUUGGCUGCGCCAUCGUCGUGCUCGGCAUCUACGCCUACUUCUUGGCCACGAUGCACACGCACAAGGUCACGACGCCGACGUGGGUGCGUGCGGUCGAGGGUCUGGCCGGCUCGGCCGCCCUGUACUCGCUCAUCGGGCUGCUGCUGCUCUGGUGUCUGGCCGGCCGCUCGCUGGCCUCGCUCGUGGCCGUCGUGCUGGACGUCUGCUUUGUCGUCGGCUUCCUCUACGUCGCGAUCGAGAACCGUGGCGGCGCGUCGCGCACCUGCAAGGGCAGCAGCAUCCGCACACCCUUUGGCACCGGCGCCUCCGAUACCACCAUCGCUAGCACGCGUCAUGACGGCAGCAUCAUCCGCCUGCCCAGCUUCCGCACCGCCUGCAAGCUCGAGACCGCCUGUCUGGCUGUCUCCGUCAUCGCCAUCGUCGCCCUCAUCCUCGCUGCCCUGACCGAGAUGCUGCUCGCGCGCAACCACCGCCGCGAGAAGCAGUACGGCGCCGUCAACCCCGGCAACGGCUUCACCGACGGCACCGGCAAGCGCCGCCUCGGCCCCUUUGGCCGCCGUCGUCCCCAGCAGCCGCAGCAGCCCCUCGCGGACGAGAACGCCCUGCCCCUUCACCCUGACCCCAACGGCGAGCUGGCCGAGAAGCCGCCGGCCACGUACGGCAACUCGCAAAAGUACUGA